AUUUCGAGCGCUCACUCACCAGUCACAGUUGGCACCGCUUGCCUCGUUUCGUCAUUGCUCUUAUCGCUCCGCGUGGUACAUUUUUUUCAUCGUCGUCGUCGUUACCGUCGCCGCCGUUACCACCGCUGCCGACAUUACCGAUACCGGCCAUCACUCGAUAUUAAAUUAUAAUAACAAUAUUAUUAUUCAAUAUUUAGUAAUUAUAAAUUGAUAUAUUACGCUACGAUGUUACGCAUGUUGCGUGCAACUGAUAAUCAAAACGUUUACGCAAAUAUCGCUUCUUUAUUUUAUAUGUAAAAAUAAUACAUUUAUAUAUACACUAUCUAUAUAUAACGAUAUUUAUAUAUAUACGAUUAUUUUAAAUAUAUAUGUAUAUUAUGACUAUUUUACUGUGAGUUUCAAAAAGCCGGUACACGUUUAAUUUCAAUACUCGUUAUACGCGAAUAUUUAUAUAAAUAUAAAAAAUGACUGCCGUUGUCAGCGUACCAGCAAACGAAGGGAUAAGCGUUAAAAAUGAACGGGAUGACCCUGAAAUCAACGCUAUGGCUCUUAAGAUCAAAGAAAAUAUGCAAAAAACAGCUGCAGCAGCUUCGUCGAAACCAGCUGGUACUCCUAACAAUGUCUAUAUAAACAGAGCAGGUAGACCGGUUCCCAUUAUAACUAUACCAAAUGCUGUGGUCAACGCUACUCCAAAAGAUGUAUGUAGCGAAGAUGAACAAAGCGUUAAGGGUAGAUUUGGUUGGAAGAAAAUCGGUGAUACAUGCUACGUUCCUUACAUCUUACGUGUUAUCGAUAACGAAUACUUGAAAUUUGUAUCCGUACGAAUUGCUGAAACGCAAUUACUAAGCAAAUAUCUCAACUAUUUACAUGCAGACAUAUACACUUGUACUUCAGUCAAGAGUCAUUUCAUAACAGAAUGUGAAGCAAAAUUGCUAAACGAGAUUAACCAAAAGCACUGUGAUUUAUUGUAUGGCAAAGAUCCGUUUUACUCCGGCAAAGACUAUAUUGUACGAUUAGAAGACGUUGAAGAGUUUUAUGCAUUUAUAGAAGUGUGUUACAAAAAGUUGCUAUGUAACAUUGCACCAGGACGUCGUGAAAAAUGUGGCUUCAUACGAAUAAACAAUGAGUCUGUCGUACCUUAUUGUAUCAAGGAUAACCAAAAAUAUGUUCCUUUAUUCUACUUUGAAGGCGAAACAGACAAUUUAAGAUUACGUUCUGAAAAGUUAGAAAAUUGGAAUUUAGCGUACUUGAAAUUCUGUUGCAAAGUGCAAGGCAUAAGAAAUGAAUUGUUUGCCAGUGAUUCUUGCAUAGUAACCAGCUUAGAGGACAUAAAAAAUUAUUUUCCACCCGACACAAAUUUCGAAGAAUACUGGCCAGCUAAGGUCGUAGACACUCAGUUGCUUAAUAACCAGAAGGCUACGACCGUCAACCCACCAGGAGCAUGGACAAGGGCUCCACCACCGAUUCUCAGUAAAGUGGUUGCUUCCGAAAAAGUCCUCUCGCAUCCUGCUAUGCCUACACCUAAUGUGCCACCACAAAAUAUGUCAAUGCAAAACAACACUUAUCAAAACGGAUGGCCAAAUAAUCAAAUGGUAAAUUCUUAUGGCGCACAAGCUCAGACAACACGUAACUAUACUGCUGUUUCCAGAAACCAAAGUGCAGCAGCUCAAUAUUAUAACGUGGGUAAUCAAAUGUUACAAAACAAUGGCCAUAUGAAUGCGCAUAACCAACCACCACCAUUGGUCAGAGUUACAAACACAACCACUCCUGUUGUUGGAAAUCCUGUCUCAUACGCCAAUGCAUCCAUGAAUCAGCAAAUGACUACAAUGUAUAAUCAAAUGGUAAACAACAGUGCAAUGCCGACUAACGGCCAGAUUCGACAGUUCUUCAACAGUAGCCAACGUGGCCAAGGCCAGAUGAUAACUCCUCAAUCUUAUGGUCAACCGAUGCCAACAAGCGUUCCAAGCUCUCGAAUGUCAAACACACAACAACGCAACAAUAUGAGAAACAUUAAUCCGGCACCUGUACCUGUUCAGGCGUCUGAGAUCAUCGACUUGUCAUCACCGCCAUCCAGUCCAGCACCACCCUCUCAGCCUCCUGUGCAAGAUCAAAGCCGAGGGUGGGAAUUGAAAAAAAUCCCUGAUCGAGCUUGGGGGCACGAUUCACAAAAUAACGCUGCUUACAAAAUUCAAAAAGCUACUCUUCAAGGAAAAACAAUUCAUUGCAUUAACGCUAAACCAUAUAUAUAUUCCGAUCUCAUGGUGACCAUCCAGGAUUUAGUGCAAGCAAUAUUCCCUAUCUGCAGUGUUCAGAGAUGCUGUAUGCUAUUAUAUAAAGGCCUGAAAAUAGCAUUGUACAGCGGCAACAAUGAACAAUUGUCCGUGCUGCGAGAAAACGGUCGUUUGAAGAGUAUCUCUUACGCCGAUGAAAUUCCGUUAGCCAUGCUUAAUGAUAUAAUUGAAAAUCUUCAGCAACUCAAUCGUUUAAUCAAACAGGACGAACUGCACUUACAGCAACAGAGUGGACAACAAAAUAAACGGCAACGUCUCAGCUAGGAAUGGGUUGGGCCUGGCGGCAGCCGACCCACUUGGCCGAAAAUGGCAAUGGGAGGUGUUUAUCACAGUGGCGGAUGGUACACAGUUGCCGAUAGUAACGAUUGGCUAAAUGCUGCUGCAACUCAACAUGGUUAUCCACACAGUAGUAGCUGGCCACAACUGCCUCCGCCACCGCCUCCUUACCUAUAAUUUUGUGUGUUAUCCUUUAUUCCCUUUCCAACCCAAACGUAAAACUGACACAAGUCAUAUUGUAAUCCUUUCAUUAUGUAUAUAUUAUCAUAUUUAUUGACUUAUUAUUACGUUAUAGAUACUUAACACAUUCCCAGUAACAAAAUUACUUUCUAUGUAAUGGGGAUUAAAAAUGUUAACAAUUCUUUUUUGACUAUGUUUAUUAAAAAGAUUGUAACAAACUAAUUUUUUGGGUUUUUGUUCCUAUUUAUUUCUAAUAAAUAUUUAUACAUUAUGUAUGAUGUGUAUAAAGAAAGAAUGUAUUUUAAAUCUUCAUCGCCAAUGUCGUUUACUUAUUGUUAUUAU
Molecule: messenger RNA, 3089 nt
Organism: Adelges cooleyi (spruce gall adelgid)
Lineage: Eukaryota; Metazoa; Arthropoda; Insecta; Hemiptera; Adelgidae
Exons: 8
Coding region: 465-2555 (696 amino acids)
Source: RefSeq, a predicted model, not a curated record